UACUGUCUCAUAUUACAGUAUGACUCGCUUCCCUGUGCUAAACCAGAUUAGAUAUUCCAUUCCCUUUGCAGAGAGAGAGAGAGAGAGAAAAGGAGAUGGUGGCACUCCAGAAUCCAUCGCUCCUCUUCCAUCAAAAGCUCACCUCUCCUGCGUCCCUCUCCUCCUCCUUCGUUCCGCCCCAGCUUUCUUCUUCUUCUUCUUCGUCGUCUUGUUCUUCUUGCCAGCGCCAACUCAGUGUCAGAAGGAGACUAAAGUUCACCGUCACGGCCGCCGUGAAGAUAAUCAGGAACCGCCCUCUAGACAAGGUGGUGGAGAAGCAUAACCGUCUCCGCUUUGUCACCAAGCUCAAGACUCUUCUCCUCUCCAAGCCUCACCACCACCUCCCCAUCUCCAUCCUUUCCAAGUGCCGCUCGUACCUGUGUUUCCCUCCCUCUCGUCCCCUCCCUUCCAUGAUUGCCCGCUACCCAUCCAUCUUUGAGCUCUAUCGCCAUCCUACCAACGACCUCCCUUCCGUCCGUCUCACCCCCGCCGCCCUCGCCCUCGCUGCUGAGGAGUCCGCUCUCCGCUCCCACAUCAGCGACCGGCUCGCCAUCAAGCUCCAGAAGCUCCUCAUGCUGUCCAAGCACCGCCGCCUCCUCCUCGACAAGCUCGUCCACCUGGCCCCCGACCUCGGCCUCCCCCCGAAUUUCCGUUCCCGCCUCUGCAACGAACAUCCCUCCCGCUUCCGCAUUGUCGACACCAGCUACGGCCGCGCUCUCGAGCUCGUCGCAUGGGACCCGGACCUGGCGGUCCCCUUCCCGCCUCCGGCGCCAAAGGAUACGAAGCUCAUCUUCAACCGGCCACCGAGAUUCAAACGGCUUCGAUUGCCCAAGGGAGUGAAUUUGAAGCGGAAGCACCGGGAUUACCUGCUGAAGUUGGAGGAGCUUCCGGCAGUUUCGCCGUAUUCGGACGCCGGUGAAUUCAACAAGUUGGGGAUGCGAGAAGAAAAGAGGGCUUGCGCGGUGGUGAGGGAGGUGCUGGCCAUGAUGGUGGAGAAGCGGACGUUGGUGGAUCACCUGACGCACUUUCGGCGAGAUUUUGGGCUGUCGAACAAGGUGAGAGGAAUGCUGGUGAGGCACCCUGAGCUGUUCUAUGUCUCCCUCAAGGGGGUUAGGGACUCUGUUUUCCUUGUAGAGGGCUAUGAUGAUGGGAACUUGGUAGAGAAGGAUGAACUACUGGUUGCUAAGGAGAGGCUCGUGGAGCUGGUUAGAGAAGGGAAGAGGAUGAGGAAGUUGAGAAGACAAGGUCUGGAUAGUUGCGUGCAUGAAGAUGACGACGAUGACAAUAGUGAUGAUAGUGAAGAUGAAGUUAUUGUUGAUGAUGAUGAUGGUUUGGAAGAAUUGGUGAGAAUUGGGGUGAUAGGACCAGAUUGGGAAGAGGUCAGUAAAGAUGAUGAUGAGGAAGAAGAGAUGGGUGAUGGGGAGGUGGGAGAGUUUUGGAGUGUGAGAGCAGUAGAUAAUGGGGAUGGUGGUUUGAUGGAAUCGUGGUGACCGAUCUUCAUCCUCUUUCAUACAUGUUCUCAAGCCUUGAGAAUGGGCUUGUUGAGGCAAACAAAUUCAGUUGUAUGGUUUUCUUCCUCUCCAUUGUAAGCAAAAUCUUCUGUGCAUAGUUUACUUGGGCAAAAUUAAGUUCUUUAACGUUGCUAUAUCUACAAGGGAUGAUUAUCUAUUCUAUUUACACAUUUCAAUGCCCAACGGGCCCUUAAAGAUGCAGCACCAUUUCAAAAAAUUAUAACGACAGUCAUCAUAUGUCUCGGCAGACCAUUAUGGAUAUUCUAACGAUAACAAUCUUAUACAUAUCUAUCUUGCCUGCUUGGACGAAUGUGGAUAUUUGGGGGAGUA
Nymphaea colorata (pocket water lily) is the source of this 1880-nucleotide messenger RNA. RefSeq names its product protein WHAT'S THIS FACTOR 1, chloroplastic. Gene Ontology annotation, molecular function: RNA binding. The transcript has a single exon. The record is from RefSeq and is a predicted model, not a curated record. Bases 96 to 1529 code for a protein of 477 amino acids. Lineage: Eukaryota; Viridiplantae; Streptophyta; Magnoliopsida; Nymphaeales; Nymphaeaceae.